This is a messenger RNA of Cuscuta epithymum, 1286 nucleotides long. NCBI's taxonomy places the organism in Eukaryota, Viridiplantae, Streptophyta, Magnoliopsida, Solanales, Convolvulaceae. The record is from the annotation of a GenBank genome assembly.
CGAUAAAAAAGACAACGCAUGUUCCAGAUAUACCUACCAGUCAUAGACAGGCAGAAUGAAAUUUUACUUCCGUACUAUAAUUUCCUUUCUGAGCUUUUAUUACUUGAAUUAAAUACUCCGUAAUUAAAAUUGAGUUUUAACGGUUAACCCAUAAAAAUCGGUUCUUUUUCCACAGCAAGAUGUCGCCAAGUAAACAUAACCCAAUUUCUUCUUCACCCUCAUCUUCCAUGUCGAUUUCUGGCAUCCAUGGUCAACUCCUCGAAGUAACCGUUGUUUCUUGCCAAAAGCUGAAGGACACCGAAUGGAUCUCCAGGCAAGAUCCAUAUGUCUGUCUCGAAUAUGGUGCCACCAAAUUCCGGACGCGAACGUGUACAGAUGGAGGGAAGAAUCCAACGUUUCAAGAAAAAUUUGUGUUUUCAUUGAUUGAGGGUUUAAGAGAGCUGAAUGUUGUUGUCUGGAAUAGCAAUACCAUCACUUACGAUGAUUUCAUUGGCAGUGGAAAGGUUGUACUUCAUAAAGUUCUCUGUGAAGGGUAUGAUGAUAUCUCAUGGCCACUCCAAACAAAGACUGGAAGAAAUGCAGGAGAAAUUCGCCUGAUAAUGCACUAUGCAAAUGCUAAGAAGCAGCCCACAUGCCACGCUCCAUCUGCUCCUCCCUAUAUUGCAUCUCCAUUCUCACCCCCACUCCCGCCUCCCAUUGCCUCUUACCCAACACCCUCUUCUUAUCAUACACAGUCUCCUGCCCCUUAUUCUCCAUACGCCCCACCUCCGGGAGCCUAUCCUCCGACUCCUCAACAAUCUGCUUAUCCACAUCCUUAUGGUGCACCGCCACCUUCGGCAUAUCCUCCCCCAAUGUACCCGCCACCAGCUUAUAAUUCAUUACAUUAUCCUCCCCAAGGUCAUUAUCCCGGUCCUCCUGGAAGCUAUCCUCCCCCACACUACUAAAGACAAAGGUCCUUUUGAAUUCUUGAACCAUGUGAAUGUACAAAUUUUCCUAAUAUGUUUGUUAGUUUGUAUCUGGGUUACAGUGAGUGAUUGGUUACAUUCGUUUAACUUCUCAACUGCUUGGGGUUACAUAUUUAGUAGUGAGUCGUCUGAGUAGUUGUACAUGUGUGUUUGAUGAUGACUUACUGUUUUUACUUCUCAAAUCUCAAGUGCUUUUAAUUUAUGAAUAUUAUCAGAACUUUCUCAGUUUGACAGUAUCAACUGUAUCGUGAUACGUCAAACACCUUAUGAUUCGAUGACAUUACUGUGACACUCCAAAGGAGAUCACGAAUUUGAAACUCA